This is a messenger RNA of Sycon ciliatum, 3040 nucleotides long. Its product is annotated as disintegrin and metalloproteinase domain-containing protein 10-like. Gene Ontology annotation, cellular component: plasma membrane. Gene Ontology annotation, molecular function: metalloendopeptidase activity. Lineage: Eukaryota; Metazoa; Porifera; Calcarea; Leucosolenida; Sycettidae. The record is from RefSeq and is a predicted model, not a curated record. Gene Ontology annotation, biological process: Notch signaling pathway; membrane protein ectodomain proteolysis. Bases 401 to 2539 code for a protein of 712 amino acids. The transcript has a single exon.
CAGGACAGUAGUGAUUCUGGCCGAUACGAGUUCGGGAGGCUGAUUCUGAAAAUAAUGUUUCUUCCUCAGAAGAAUUUCAUUGCAGGUCACAGCUAACUGGUGACCACGACGGGUACCAUAGGCAUAGAAUGCCCGGGUAGUGCCCGGGUAGUGCCUCUGUACGACCUGGUACUUUAUGGCCAUGGAAAUUCUGUAGGGUCACGGCGACGUCUUCCUUCCUGCGCGAAUCCAUUUUCCGAUUUCGCCAGAUGAAUGCAGGCUUUCGGACUUCUCUAAAAAACGAAGAGAAAAGUCCAAGUCCCAGGAGAACGGCUGUAGAGUAGGGCAAUAGGGGCGGACUGUCGAUUCUCAGAGCGUUGUAUUAGCUUGUUACUGAGGCAGAAUUUCGUUGAUCAGAAUCAUGGAUGGACCUCUCGUGCUAGCGUUUAUUCUGCUGGCUGCGAGCAGCGGUGUGAUCGGCCGCAGUUCCAGCCUGCACAAGACGGAGUUCAUUCGUCACUACGACACAGUUCGACUGCGUCCGCUGGUCUUGGCCGCCCUGAAGCAAGUCCAUAAAGGGCAUCCGGUCAUGGCACUCUCGUUCACAGCGCUCGGACGGGAUUUCACGCUGAACUUGCAGACGCAAAACAAUCUCUUCACGGAUUCGGCCAGCCUAUGUCUCAUAUCCGACACAGGCGUUGCGUACAAAUCAGUUAACAAGGCGAUGUUCUACACCGGUACAAUGUCAGGUGAACGCUGGAGUUCUGUGCAUGGUGCCGUGAAAGCUGGACUGUUCCAUGGAGUGGUGCACACACACACGCACCACUAUCAUAUGGAGCCGAUGGCGUUAUUCGACAACGUCACGGCGAGUGGCGAAGGGCACGACACGAUUGUGUACGACGAGAGGCAUGUCGCCUAUCCACAUCCCUUUCAGCACAGCUGUGCUGCUAGCAACUCGACACGGUUGCGUCGGAUUCAGGAGUCGGCACGCACACCUCACCCACUGCCGCCAUUGGAUGCCAACCGGGUGCGUCGUCGGCAGAAGCGUGCGUUCGAUGAAGAAAAGAAGACUUGCCGUGUCACUCUAGUUGCCGAUUAUACUUUUUUUACUGAAGCAAUGAAUCAAGAUGAAGCAGACACGCAGGCGGAGCUGGCUUUCCACCUCAAUGAGGCAAGCAGGAUGUUCUCCGCCACCGACUUUCUGAUUCCCGACUCUGGCCAGGAGGUCACUGACAUUAACUUUCAGAUUCACAACAUCACCAUCUACAAGACGGAGCCCAACCGCUUCACCGGUGAGUUUGGCACUGACGACAUGCUGAGUGCGUUCUCUGCCCUGGACUUUGAUUCGGUGUGCCUUGCCCACCUGUUCCUGCACCGUGACUUCAAGAACGGCGUUCUGGGCCUGGCAUGGGUGGCUAGCCCCGGUGGAUCUAUCGGCGGCAUAUGCCAGAAGCGCACGCGUACCAGCAAUGGUGAUCUGAAUCUCAACACUGGCUUCACGACAGUGUACAAUUUCAAUGCCCGCGUGCCACGAAGCGUCUCGACGAUCACAACCACGCACGAGUUUGGGCACAACUUUGGCUCGCCGCACGACCCGGAUGGUCCCUGUGUGCCAGGCGGCAGCGAUGGCAAUUACAUCAUGUACUACAGUGCCACGGACGGCACAAAGCCCAACAACCAGCGCUUCUCGACUUGCAGCAGAACUAGCAUGGCAGCCGUACUCAGCACAAAGGCGACGUGCUUCGACAUCCGGCGCGAAUCCAGCACGUGCGGCAAUGGCAUACGGGAGGGCGCCGAGGAGUGCGAUUGCGGAUCAGAUAACAACGAAACGUGCCGCGCCAAUGACCCGUGCUGUCGCCCCGGUAACUGUACACUGCUGCCCGGCAACCCGUGCACGGCCAAGUGGGAUGUGUGCUGUCGAACGGUGACGUCGCCACAGAACGUCACUAUGUGUGUUCUCGCGGGAGAGGAGAAGCCGUGUUCCUACACGGACGAGUGUCAGCUGCAGCAGUUCUGCAACGGCGAGAACAAGACCUGUCUGCCGUCGCCGACGCCCGACGGCACGCUCUGCAAUGGCAACCUGUCGACGUGUAGCGGCGGAGCGUGCAGCGGAUCGCUGUGUGCCGUGUACGGCGCCAACGCCUGCGACUGUACCACGCCGGGCAGGGAAUGCGACCUGUGCUGCGUCAUCAACUCCAACUGCACCAGCCUCCGCGACCCGGGCCUGCCGUUCAAUCUCAGCACAGGCGUUUCCCGUCCGGCCAAUGCUCCCUGCAAGGACUACACGGGGUACUGUCGAGUAGACGAGGACGCGGUGCGCUGCAUCACCGUGGACGACAAUGACCCACUGGACGAUCUCAAGGACAUCUUCAACACGAUAACGGUCGGCUCCAUUCUCGAGUGGCUCAAGAAACACUGGCCGGAAACCCUGGGCGGAUUCGGCGGUGCAAUUGUCCUCUUCAUUUUACUCAGAGUGACGUAUCGGCCGAAGAAGCUGGACGAUCCUAGCCGGCGAGGUGAGCUAGAGGAAUCUGUUCCUCUCCUGUCUCGGCGGUCUUGAUCAGUUUGCGCAAGCCAUCAUUUAUGGAUCUCUCACUUACAUACAUGUACAUGUAGACAGUAGACUAGCAGUGUUUUCGUGGACCUAAAACUGGGACAAUGUGAUUUAUGGAUGUGACAUUGCGUAUAAUUAUAGUACUUGAGUGCUACUCAUUUUCUGCUAACAACCCCCCCCCCCCCCCCCCCCCAUAAAUCAUGGGCUGUUGCUUUUGCUCCUUGACAAACAUGCUAUUUCGAAACAUAAUCAUACCCUAUAACGCAUGUAUGUACUAAAUAUGUACGUGCAACAGUCCCUAACUCUAGCCACGGUUUAUGGACUCUUGCACGCCACUGAGCAGCUGCAUUUUUGCCGAAACAUGUACCAUUCUUUAGAAAUAAUAUAUCUACCAGUAUUAUAGUAGUUUUGUCAUUAUUUUGAAUCAUGAUCAAGAUUGAGGGACGCACCAGCUGGCAGAGCAUUUCUGCUGCACAAACAUUUGUUUGAAUAGUCGGUUUACUGUGA